GUCUAAAGAAUGGCUAUUGCUAGGGCCUCCCACCGAUUCGGCAAUCGAGGCAAGGUAUCGUCUCCAUUCUGGGUCGACAGUCGUAAACUCAGCCCAGCAGCGCGCCAAAGUAGAACCAACUGUGCCAGCUCGGCAACUGAAUUCCACUGGAAACAAUCUCACCGCCUUCCGUCUUCCGCUAUAAAUCGAAGGCGAGACGCCGGUUGACAGUCUGAAGUGAUAACACAGUUUGGCGAAUCGGUUUUCCGUUUUCGCGCGCAAAGGUACUUAACUUGUUAUAGCCGGCCGAUUGUAAAACAAUAUAAAUGCCAUUAGGGCUGACUCCGAGCCGGUCAUUUGGAGAUUUGUUGACGGCCAGCUGGGUGACGGAUUCUCGACGCCAGUCCCGUGCCCCGAUUUUUCCUGGUUUUAUUGUCGGUGGAACAGUGGAGAGUAAUUAUAACGCGUCAACUCGAACCAUAAAAAUCUGUCAACUGAAUUCAAUCUAUCGACGAUGGCGACAACGCGGUGUAUUUCGUUAGUUGUUCUAGUGCUUUCCGGUCUGGUGAUUGUCAGCGGAAAUGACAACUCCAAAAUCGUUGGAGGACAAACGGCUAUGAACCCGAUACCGUAUCAGAUAUCUCUGCAGAUAAUGGCCAGAUCUUUUUACGGAUUUGGACCGAUGGAGUGGAUGCACAACUGUGGUGGGUCUAUCGUUUCCGAAAGAUACGUAGUGUCGGCAGCUCACUGCCUGGACGGAAUCGAUGCAUCCCGUCUUUCGGUGAUCUCCGGAACGAACGAUCUUCGCAAUAAUGGAAGCAAGGGGACGCGACACAUGGUUUCGUGGUUUAAGAUCCAUCCGGACUACAUCGAGCUGAACCGAAGUGACAUAGGAAUCAUUAAGGUGGCCGAACCGUUUACAUUCGGCACAAAAGAACAACCAAUUACGUAUUCAGAUAAGCAGGUUGGAGGUGGAGUUGAGUGCCUGCUAACUGGUUGGGGCUACACGAUGCCAGUUCGGAUCGGGAAAACUCCUGAAGACUUGCUGGAGGCACAAUUGAGGACGAUCACCAACGACGAGUGUCGAAGUCGAGGAUUCCCUGUGAAUCCCACGGAGAUCUGUACGUUUACUAGAUUGGGCCAAGGUGCUUGUGGGGGCGACUCUGGUGGGCCGCUGGUUUGCAAUGACGAGCUUGUUGGUGUAGUGUCUUACGGAACUCGUUUCUGCGGUAUUGGAUCACCGGAUGUCUUCACACGGGUUUCUGAAUUUAAAUCAUGGAUUGAUGAGAACCAAAAGUAGUAUGUCAGCGGUAGAAAGACUAGAACUUUGUUCCUAAUCGUUACGCAUGAUUAUGUUCAAUACCUCAUAAUACAAAUUUUUAACUCACUUGAA
Molecule: messenger RNA, 1372 nt
Organism: Aedes aegypti (yellow fever mosquito)
Lineage: Eukaryota; Metazoa; Arthropoda; Insecta; Diptera; Culicidae
Product: chymotrypsin-1
Exons: 3
Coding region: 494-1279 (261 amino acids)
Biological process (GO): proteolysis
Molecular function (GO): serine-type endopeptidase activity
Source: RefSeq, a predicted model, not a curated record